Physcomitrium patens is the source of this 2114-nucleotide messenger RNA. Lineage: Eukaryota; Viridiplantae; Streptophyta; Bryopsida; Funariales; Funariaceae. The record is from RefSeq and is a predicted model, not a curated record.
UUAGCUUGUUUUCUGUUGUUAGAUUGUUUCCCUGUUGCACAUGGUGCGCAUCGUCUAGGUACGACUCUUGUCGCUGGUAUACCGCUCUGCUGCUGUAUGUGAGAUCGCGACACUCUUACUUCUGCGCGUUUGUGCUAAAUGCUCUUUAGGUUGUUCGCUUGGUUCGUUGGAGUGGAGUUGCUGCUGCUUGCAGUUGAUGAACUUUGUUGCGAGAGCAGGGUUUGGGAAUUUAGACGCCCGAAGAAUAACUGUAAAUACCGUCUGAGAGCAGCAAUUUGAUAUAACCACCUUAUAGAAUGGGUGCUACCGCUCAGAAGGAUGCUCCACCAACCGUUGAGGCUGUUGCACCUGCAUUAUCCGAAGAUACUAGUGAAAGAACCAAUUCAGAUCAGCCGAUCAAAGAGAAGAGUGUGGCUGGUGGUUGCCUUUCUGUGGUCGUGCUGGGUGCAUCUGGGGAUCUAGCAAAGAAGAAGACCUUCCCAGCCAUUUUCAACCUUUACAAGCAGGGGUUUUUACCGGAUGAGAUGCAUAUUUUUGGCUAUGCGAGGUCGAAAAUGACUGAUGAGGAGCUCCGUGAGAAGCUCCGUGGGUACUUGAAACCAGAUAGGAUAGAUCCUGCAAAGGAUCCUGAAGAUGUGAUUAAGCAAUUUCUUAAUAAGAUCACGUAUAUACAUGGGGCAUACGAUGCUGAUGAAAGUUUUAUCCAAUUGAAUGAGGAGGUUUCUCGUCACGAACAAAAGAGGAGUGAUGAUGUUAGUCCCACUCGCAGACUGUUUUACUUGGCAUUGCCCCCUUCAGUCUAUCCGCUUGUGAGCAAGCGGAUUAGUAAGCACUGUAUGAAUCAAAGAGGAUGGACUAGAGUUAUUGUGGAAAAGCCUUUUGGGAAGGACUUGGAGUCAUCUGAAGCUUUGAGCUCGGAGUUAGGAGCUUUAUUUUCAGAAGAUCAACUUUACCGCAUUGACCAUUAUCUUGGGAAGGAGCUUGUACAAAAUUUACUGGUUAUGAGGUUUGCGAACCGCUUCUUCGUGCCUAUUUGGAAUCGAGACAAUAUAGCUAGUGUUCAGAUCGUUUUCAAGGAGGACUUUGGAACUCAAGGACGGGGUGGUUACUUCGACGAAUAUGGAAUUAUUCGGGACAUAAUCCAAAAUCACCUCAUACAGAUUCUGUGUCUUUUGGCCAUGGAAAAACCAAUUUCCCUCAGUCCUGAGCAUAUUCGGGAUGAGAAAGUCAAGGUUCUGGAAUGUAUUAAGCCUUUCAAUGACAAAGAGGUGGUUAUUGGACAGUAUGAGGGCUACAAGGAUGACCAGACUGUUCCAAAUGAUUCCUCCACUCCUACUUUUGCAUCUCUUGUGCUGCACAUCAACAAUGAGCGUUGGGAUGGCGUACCAUUCAUCUUGAAGGCUGGCAAAGCUUUGGAUUCUCGGAAAGCUGAAAUCCGUGUGCAGUUUAAGGACGCUCCUGGUGAUAUUUUUAAGUGCAAAAAGCAGGGUCGUAAUGAAUUUGUGAUGCGUCUGCAACCAAAGGAAGCGAUGUACAUGAAGCUCACGGUGAAGGAACCCGGCUUGGACAUGAGAGCCACGCAAAGUGAGCUAGAUAUGUCGUAUCAUCAACGGUACCAAGAUAUUGUUAUUCCUGAAGCUUAUGAGCGUCUAAUACUUGAUACUAUUCGUGGGGAUCAACAACAUUUUGUGCGAAGGGAUGAAUUGCGGGUUGCAUGGGAGAUAUUUACACCAUUGCUACAUCGAAUAGAUGUCGGAAAGCUUGAACUGAUACCGUAUAAGGAGGGUUCUCGUGGACCAGCCGAAGCUGAUGAAUUAAAUGCACGGGUGGGAUAUAGGCGGACUGAGGGUUAUUGCUGGAAACCACCUACAUUGCAGGUAACAGCCGAAUGUGAAGGAUAUGCAAAAAUCGGAAGAAAGGGAUAGAUACAAGUGAUCAUUUCGCUUGUUGCAUAAAUAAUAUUUCUGAAUGCAGCCCAAUUUGCUGGUGUCUGUAAACUAUACCUUUUGGUGGAUCUAACUUUAGAGCAAUGUAAGUAAAGUGAAAGUUUCAUAUCCUUUCAGGAUGUGCAUGCUACCCUUUCAUGAAUGUAUUUUUCCUCAGUUUUGAGAGUA